Molecule: messenger RNA, 1958 nt
Organism: Urocitellus parryii (Arctic ground squirrel)
Lineage: Eukaryota; Metazoa; Chordata; Mammalia; Rodentia; Sciuridae
Gene: Lyve1
Product: lymphatic vessel endothelial hyaluronan receptor 1
Biological process (GO): cell adhesion
Cellular component (GO): plasma membrane
Molecular function (GO): transmembrane signaling receptor activity; hyaluronic acid binding
Source: RefSeq, a predicted model, not a curated record
UCAAAGGACGUCACUCAUUUCCCCCAGUGGCCUUGACAAGUCAGGAGCUUGAAAGCAGGGAAAUCCGGAUGUCUCAGCUAUGAAGUGGAGCAGUGGCCUCAACAUAUUUCCAGAAUCCUCCAUCCAGCCUGGUGAUUGAGCUGCUGCCUCCCUUGCUGCCAGUGGUCACCUGCAGUGCUUCCCUGGCUCUGAGGGGUUUGCACAAUGGCCAAGUGCUUCAGCCUGGUGUUGCUUCUUGCCUCCAUCUGGACCUUGAGGUUUCUGGCCCAAGGCUCUGUCAGAGUACAAGAGCUUUCCAUCUCACUGCCGUGCAGAAUUCUGGGGGUCACCCUCGUGAACAAAAAGGUACACCGGCAGAUGAACUUCACAGAAGCCAAGGAGGCCUGCAGGCUGCUGGGACUAACUUUGGCCAGCAAAGACCAGGUGGAAGCAGCAUGGAAGUCUGGCUUUGAGACCUGCAGUUAUGGAUGGGUUGGAGAAGGGUACACGGUCAUCCCUCGGAUUCUCCCGAACCCCAAGUGCGGGAAGAAUGGGAUAGGCGUCCUGAGUUGGAAAGUUCCGGUUAGCCAGACGUUCAGGGCCUAUUGUCACAACUCAUCUGAUAUUUGGGUCAACUCGUGUGUUCCAGAAAUUAUCACCACUGAUGAUCCCAUGUUUGACACUCAAACUGCACCAUACACAUCAGAGUUCACUGACAGUGACAGCAUCUACUCAGAAACAUUCACAACACCUGUUCUUGCCACUACUCCUGCUCCAACCACCACUUCUGUUCCACGGAGGAAAAAAUUGAUUUGCAUCACAGAGCUGGUUACGGAAACUAGCUUCAUGUCUACAGAAACGGAACCCUCUAUUGAAGGGGAGAAAGCUUUCAAGAAUGAAGCUGCUGGGUUUGGAGGUGUUCCCACGGCUCUGCUGGUACUUGCUCUUCUCUUCUUUGGUGCUGCAGCUGGUCUGGCAGUUUGCUACAUCAAAAGGUAUGUGAAGGCCUUUCCGUUUACAAACAAGAAUCAACAGAAGGAAAUGAUUGAAACCAAAUUAGUGAAGGAGGAGAAGGCCGAUGAUGGCAGUCCUAAUGAAGAAUCAAAGAAAACAAAUAAAAAUCCAGAGGAGCCCAAGAGUCCACCCAAAACCACAGUGCGAUGCCUGGAAGCUGAAGUUUAGAUGCAAAAAGAAAUGAAAAGCCACACCUGAGGCUAGUUUCUUUCCUGAACCAUCCCAGCUCCAGGUGGAGAAUCUAAAAGGGCCAAAGAACCAAAGAAGAAAGUCCACCAUUGGUUCCUAAUGGGAAUCAACUCAAGGCUGCCUUUGGGCUAUGGUGUUCUCCAAAGGGACCCCCUCUUCUUACUGCACCCCUUUCUGGACCCGAUUUUUCUACCUCCAAAACUUCCCACAGCCUCUCCAGCCUGCCUGUGUCCUAGUAAUAUCCCACUGGGAGAAAGGAGCUUUGCAAAGUACAAGGACCCAGGAGUAGUCAUCUGUACACAUUUGUAAACAGGCUUCUGGGUUGGCAGAGACUAGGGAGUAACAGGCAGAGGUGUCACUGAGACCAGGCUGGCUCCAUAGCCCAGAGCCUCUCCGCAGCUCUGAAAGGGAAAAACUUAUAUCACCUGACAGGUCCUUCUGAGCAGGCACAAAAGGUUUGAGACCUAAUCUCUGGGAAGCCAAAAUAAAUAGAGCGAUAGAAGGAGGCCAGGAUCCUGCCAGCACCAUUGUCAGCAGGGACUCUAAACACAGAGGGCCAGGUAUCCUUCCCUGAGCAAAUUGAUUGGAAACACUUUUUAGAACAUUCUCACACUUUCCUUUCUCUCUACUAUUGCUGAUUUUCUCUAGAGGAAUAGACUUUUAUAAGGAAUAACCCCCUCCAAAAUUUCUGGGUUUUAUCUGGGUUAAGAAAUUAUUACUGAAGACAAUUACUGUUAAAAAGUAAUAAAAUUCGGCAAUUAGCUGUCAAAUGUCUA